UUCACAAGCCGGGGAGAGCAGCGAGCCCUCGGGCCGGCGGUGACCACCGCCGCCGCCUCCACCUCUCGUCCAAACCUCGAGAAAGACAACCACUAACUAACCCUGAACAUUUUUGGACGUGUUUGUCGAGCUCCAUUCAACUCCACGAGGCGUCAGACCAACAUAGCAGCCGCCAUUCGACACGCAGCCGCAGAAAGAGAGCGCUCAGAGACGGAGAUACUGUACGUAGAGGAUACGGAGCCAGAGGGUAGAAUUAAGAAAUGACUGACUACAUGAAGCUGAAGCUGAGGACUUGGCCAAGGCAUACGGCUUGUUGAAACUUGUCACAAUGGCCCUCGAACCCAAUUCUCGAGCUCGGACAGCUCGGGAGCGACGCGAUGAAAAGCGGGAAUGGCAGCGGGAGCAUAGAAAGAUGAACCUGUUGUUGGUGCUGUCGUCAUCCAGCUUGUUCUUCAGUCACGUGACCUCAAAGUGACAUCUUUCUGUGAAGCAGACAUUUGGCUUUGUGGUCUGCAGCCCCUGGAAGAGGAGGCUCUUUGAAAAGAAGCAGUCAAGGAGACCCCGAUUGUCAUACAAUUCCAACGCAAGCCAUUACCUGCGGACUGUAGACCAAGAUGAGAUCCGGUUACUACGUGAACCGGAAGCCGUGUCUGACUUAGUGGGUUUACCACAGAUUGCCCAGAGUAGCAUGGCCUCUCCCCGUCGUCCAUAUGCUCCAUCGCCUCCUCCCUCUCCUCAUGCUCAUUUCCCUAAUAAUUCCUCAUCAGGCGCUUCCUUUCGUCCUUUUCUUUCAAAGGAAACUGCAGCAAAACAGUAUCGUGUAACUCAACAGACUUCCUUCUUACCAUCUUUUUCACGGCCCCCUUCCUUCUCGCUGGAGACCAGAAUAUGUCCGGCCAAGCACGGCAUUGCGGUGUCUCUCUGCCUCGUGGAUCCUAGCACCGCUUCCUCAUCCAAACUUGCCAGUGACAAAGAUACAGAGACAGAGUCAAAGCCUAUUGGCUGGGUGUCCCCGAAUACAUGGGACAGCCGCUUAAAUGCGACACAACUAAAUACAAGGAUGGAAUUUUGCAACCCUACAGCUAAGUGCAACGUUGAAGAUAAGAGCGCGGUUGAAAAUACAAAGCAAGUAAGUCGGUUUUCAGACCAGAUAGCCGUUGAGGCAGACCACAUUGAUAUUUUGCCGGCAACCGUGCUUUUUGGAUGCACUACAUUAGCAACAAAGGAACAGAAAUCAGAGGUGCAAAUGCAACCAAAAACACAAAUGGAGUCUCGUAUGCAAACCCAAGGCGAGCCAAAGCCACAUAAAGAACAAUUAGUCAUGCAUUUACCUAAGAAAACACAAGCACACAGUCACGGUAGAGCGGAGGCUACUCCAUUACAACAUGCAAACAUGGCAGCUGAACCUUCUUCCCCUCUCGACCAUUCCCAAUCCCAUCAACGCGACCCUGUUACAGCUGAACCUUUUCAGUGUGUGGGCACUGUCCACUUCUCAGAGAAACCCUGCACCCCAUGCAUGACCAGGAAACAAGGGAAAAUUGCUUCCCAAAGGUGUCGUCAUCGGGAAUCCUACAGGGCCGCUCUCCAAAAUCCUGUCAUUGUUCUGCACGAGAAGGCCAGAGCGAGGAUGUUGGGCGUUGUGCAGGAAGAUGUGGAAAUAUCGCAUCACAAUGACAGAAGGACCCCAACAGAGACUCUGAGCGGUGGUCCUCACUGUCAUGACCAAACACUUUAUGAAAGUGGGACGCAAAAUCCACACCCUUCCAAUGCCAGCGGUACUGUCUGUAAGGAGUCAGGAGAGAAAAACACUGCUCCAUUUUGGAGAGCAGGAGAUACAAGCCCUGUUCUCUGUAUGCCCGACGACCCCGGACAAUGUGACGGAAGGCCAGAAUUCCAAACUCACAGGACCACUGUGCCUUUUCGGGAACAUUAUGACUCUGACAUUGGCUUACAAAUUGGGAAUGGAACAAACAGUGAAAAACACCUCAGCUUAUCAUGUAGUUGUUCCGAAUAUCCCAAACCUUGUGAAGGACCACUAAAUACACCAACUCCCACCGGGCUGAGUCCAACUGUCUCUAUGCACGUUUCACCACCGAAGAACAAACAGGGAAUCGGAUGGAAGAUGUUCCUCACUCUCCACUGCGGUGGUCGACACCUCACAGAAGUGCCAGUUGGUCCUCGUUGAUGGUGCAAAUGUCAGGAGGGGCCGAAAUGAUGACACCUGUUCCGAUGUGCCUCAGCUUCACGUGGUCAAGUAUAAAAAAAGCACAGCCUUUCGAUUAGUUUCGCCCAAGAUCAAUCGAAUGAAGAUGGCCAUUCCAGAUGGGGCAGGUAAAUCCACCCCAGGUAGAAAGACGGAAAGCUCCUCGCCAGAUGCUUCAGUUUCAAUUGCAACAGAAGUUCAGAGGAGCCCUCAGCCAUCCUCUGCUCACCACGGUCACAGACCGGGCCACCUUCCUCUAGGAUCUCCAGAUCCCAGAGCUCACCCUCUAUAUCAAGGCAUAGCAGCGCUCACAGGAGGCAGAGACCGGGCAGGUAAGGCGAUCACUGAGCUGUAUGGAGACCACCAAGGAUGGCGAUCUAAUGUGACCAGCCGGCAGCUCUUGGAGAUGUUACUUUACUUCCACACUAUCAUCAGGAGAGAAAUCAGAGAAGCUGGGAUGACCUUUAUUUUUGAUGCCAGGAAAUCAAAUCCUCUUCCGCAGCUGUACAAAGCCUUGAUGACGCUUCAAGAGCACUCUCCCCAGGCAGUGAACAGUUUGGUGCUUCUAGUGGCUAAAGAAAGCAGCACCCGGCCAGAGAAAUGUCCCACCAUCCAGACUGAAGUGGUGACAUCAAUGAAAGCCCUGAUGAAGCUGGUGGAGGAGAGUCACCGGACCUUCCGUCUGGACGGAACAUUGUGUCACAACCAUCGUGACUGGAUGGAGCUUCAUCAGAAACUCUUUCCAUUUGCGUUGGAUCUUCAUGACGCCUCCAGUCUGCUGCUGAGGGCUAUCAGUAAUUUAAAAGCUCCUCAGAGGACGGAUUCUGUACAGACUGUGCAGCAGUGUAUGAAGGAGCAAAGGACUCUGAUGCGUGAUGUACUGGAGGACAAGCGCUUGGUCGGCCUGCAGAGGGAAGGCGGGGCCAUCCUGGUGAGGCUGAGAAAGGAAAGUGACCUCAGAUACCCUCACUGUGAGGGCCUCAGUGACGCUGUGGACUCACUGACCAGCCUGUACAACCACGUGGAGGAGCAGGUCCACGUGCUUGUACAGAGCUCCAACAUGUCUCUGGAACACUUGAAGUAUCUGCUGCAAGUCAGAGAGAUGGAGGGACACGUCACGCAACUGCAACAGUGGUUUUAUGUAGAGGGAGAGCGCCAUCUGCAGGCAGCUGAAUCGGUGGAGGACUCCGGAGACCAACUGGAGCAGAUCCUCAACAGCUUCACUGCUUUUCUUAUAGAGGCGAAUGAUCGGCGACACCAUGCCGUGUCACUGGCACAAGAGGCCGAGCACCUCCAGCAGGCUGGGAUGUCUCACCCGGAGACGCAGAUGUUCAGCAGCCAGGUCUGCGCUUUCAAAUCGGACCUGGACGACUUCCUGUGUAGAGCGGAGGCAUGUGGCAGGGAGCUGCGGAUCACGGUCAAUGUGUGUGAUUUUUGCGAGCGGGCUACAUCUCUGGCUGUUGAAUGUAUUGAUUAUCUGAACCAGAAUCAAUCCAGAAUCCUUAAAACCCACAGCGGUAGUCCAUGGACAGCACCUGUCAAUCAAACCCAUCAAAACAAAGACCCUGGACCAAGCGUUGAACACGCAGCGCUCAUCUCUGUCCCGAACACCAACACAGCUGUAUCAACGUCGGACGACAGCUCUGCCCUCCAACUCUUCCGGGACAAGUUCCUUCAGUUCAGCCUAGAGAAAUUUCAAGAGGUGAGGGCCCAGGCCAGUACCCUGAGGGGCUCCAGGGGAAUGAGGGUCUGGAACACGGCGUGGCUGCGGUGCCAGGAGGCCCGGCAGCUGCUUCAGGAGAGGAUGCAGGGCACCGCCGAUGAGGUCUUCGCCUGUCAGCCGCAUUGUAGUGGCUGUUGCGGGCGUCAUUAUGUGGAUGUCGCCAGCGCUCAGACAGCACCGCCCGGUAGUCUGGUGGUGCAGUCGACUCCAGGGCCGCGGCACCCGCAGUGGGAGAGCAUUGUGUCAGGGGCAGUGGAUUUAAAAAAAAGAAGGCCCAUCGUGGGCAAGGGCAACACAACUCGAGCUGAAUGUAACAUUACCAUCAAACCUGAAGAUAAACGUGAUAAUGGUGGCAGCCACAGGUCAAGGGUCACACCAAAGUCAUCUCACAGGUCAGCGAGGAAAGCGGAGCGCGAGACGAAGGCGAGCAGGGCGAGAAGUGAUCGCGAUGCCGCUGCUCUCUCACAGUCUCACGCCGUUGGCUGCCAGUGGUUUCCGUGGGGACGAGGCCUGCGAGCCAAAUCCCGAGACUUAUCCUCGACAGCAGGAGAGGCGCCCGGGUCUUCCGCGCCUCCGGACGAGCGGGAUAGACCGUCGUCCUCCUGCUCCCACUACGGUCAGCCAUCUUGUCGGAUCCUCCAAGAGGCUCAGAAGUUUCAGAUCUCCCGCCACGGAAGCUUCUGCUCCGAGGACUCCUGCGUCGGCGGCCGAGGCUCGGAGGGGGCCGGGGCUUAUCUCUGCAAACACUCCAGCCUGCCCACUGGGAGGAGUGAAGGAACGUUUUGUUUGGAAAGUCCACGAGAGAGCACCGACAAUGCUCUGAGGUUGCAGCGUGUCCUGGAAGAGCUGCUAUUCACAGAGCGGGAUUAUGUCCGCUCGCUGACUUACAUCCUGACUCAUUACCUGCCCCUGCUGGACGGGCUAUACGUCCCCCACGACCUCAGGGGCAAGCGUGCCAUUAUCUUCGGGAACCUGCAGAAGCUUCACGAUUUCCACAGCCGCUCCUUCCUACCAGAGCUGGAGGCCUGCCAUCGGGAUCCUGCUAUGGCGGCCCGUUGCUUUCUCAGACAUAGUGACAGUUUUGGCCUUUACGCACUCUACAGCAAGAACAAACCUCAGUCAGAUUCCCUGAUACUGCAUCGUCGACAUGACAUCUUCAAGAGGAAGCAGCAGGAACUUGGGGACUCGAUGGACUUGUCCUCCUACCUACUGAGGCCGAUCCAGAGGAUCAGCAAGUACAGCCUCCUGCUGCAGGACAUUCUGGCUCUGACCGCCACAGCGGAGAGAAGGGAGCGGGCUGACAUCAAGGCUGCCGCUGACCUGGUUCGCUUCCAGAUGCGUCACGGCAAUGAUCUGCUCACCAUGGAUGCCAUCCAGGACUGUGAUGUGAACUUAAAAGAGCAAGGUCAGCUCAUUCGGCAGGAUGAGUUCACCGUUUUCUUUCGGAAGAAGAAAUGCCUCCGCCGCAUCUUUCUCUUUGAGCACCUCAUUCUCUUCAGUAAGACAAAGAAGGCAGAAGUUGGAAAUGAAGUUUAUGUCUACAAACAAUCCUUUAAGACCAGUGACAUCGGGAUGACCCAUGACGCCGGCGUGAGCGGCCUGUGCUUUGAGAUCUGGUUCCGCAGGAGGAAGAGCGAGGACACCUACACUCUGAAGGCCACCAGCAUGGAGGUGAAGAAAGCCUGGACCUCUGACCUGGAGAAUAUUCUCUGGGAUCAGGCAGCUCACAGUAGAGAACUGAGACUGCAGGAGAGAGUGUUCAUGGGGCUGGGCCUCAAAACAUUCAUGGACAUUCAACCUAGCGACGCUGCCAUCUGUGACCGGGACGUCAGUGGCAUCCUGCCUGGGAGACUCCCUGUGGCGUGUCGUUCACACAGGGCUCUAGAAUACGCUCGACCUCACUCCGCCGGCUCCGCCUCCACGACCCUCAGCCAAUCGUCCUCGUCGUCGGGCCGCGGCUCGCUGUCGCCGGCCGGCUACCCCGGACAACCGGCCUCCGGCCCCGCCCCCGACGGCCUACUGCACAAUGAGGUCGACGCUCGUCACCAUCUACUUCACCACGACUGUGAACGCUGGAAAACAAGCCAUCAUCCGCUGAACUUGGCGGACGCCACAGAUUCAUCUGAGGAGAGCACCGACGUGUUCUCCAGCGACUCCGAGCGCGGUUGUCUGUCGGCCCUCGGCGGGGAGGUCGUGGACUCCGCGUCGUCGCUGGGCUCCCGCAGUCCCGGGGCCCGCACGUCGUUGCGUCAGACGGAUAGCUCGCCGGCGGUCAACAGGAAGAACGGCGCCGUCGAAGCCAAGCCUCCGCACCUGGCUGAUGCUCAGGGAGAUGUGCCGAUAGGAAAAUCAACAGAGGUUUAGGCCUGGAUUCCCAGGACACGAUGUCUGGUGUUCUGGUCCACCUGCUUGUUGUUUCAUGAUUAUUAUUUAUCACUUUGAUUCCUCCCACGUAACCGUUGGACGCGCACACACACACACACACACACGCACGCACGCACGCGCACACAUGCUGAGUCAGCACCUCGUGGUGGUGUUGUUUAUUUUGUGGUUUUAACAUCACCACUCAGAAGAAAAAAAGAAAUUAUAGAAUACAAAACAAUAAGUGAAGCAGAAAAUGGACAAGAUUAAAUAUUUGAAGUCAUUAAUUUUUUUUAUGCUUUGGUUUUUAUUUUACAUUAGUGGUGACUAUUGACUCUGACAAGUCCAAAUGUCAAAUAUUUUCUUUAUUAGAGGGGAUCCUCAGUUCAUCUACAAGUUCCGUUCUAAAGCAGCAACAUAUCCCAAAUUUGUACCAGCAGUAAGUCGGAACCAGAAAAAAAUCCGCAAAUACGGCGAAUAGGGUGCCGGACUGCGAUUACGCGGGGGUCGACUGUACAAUGACAAAUUGUGCUAAGUGAUCUUGCCUUCUUGCAGCACAUGACGACGUACUCUUCGUAACCUUCAAAAUGCUUUUUCAUUUUAUACAAUUGUCGUCAAAUAUUUAUUUGUGUGUAUGUGUAUUAUUUACAAAAAGUGAGAGACCACUUGUUAGCAUCCAAAUCACGUUUCAACCAGCAUGUGGAUUUGCGCUGUUCUGUCGGUUAGUCAAUCAAUGCGGGGAUAAAACGCCAAUGGACACUUCUUAGAAUUGAAAUGACCCCCCAAAAAAAAAACAACAACAAAAAUGUCGUCAUGAUAUUAUUUGCUUUUUUAUUGUCUGGUAAAACAUUUUCAGAUAUUUCCUGUGAAACUGCUUGUUGGUUUUUUAAUCACAUUUUCUUUCUUUAAGGUGUUUACGUAAGUUGAGUGUGUUUUUAUUGUUGUUUUUUUAACAUUCUGUUUUUUCAUGUAUAAUUUGUGAGGUCUCUUGUUAAUGUUUUAGUACCAUUAAAGCUGUCAGUGUGUGGCUAGCACAACACGUGGUUGAUUUCGUUGGUCAUUUGCCUGUCAUGAACGAUGAAUAUAACACUAAGAACUAACUCCACCACGCUGGAUAAAUAGCAAUUGACAUUUGAAACAAAUUACAGUAUUAAAAAAAAACUAACUAUGUAGACAUUUGAAAAAAAUGCAAAUA
Messenger RNA from Phycodurus eques (leafy seadragon), 7482 nucleotides. Its product is annotated as pleckstrin homology domain-containing family G member 4B-like. Gene Ontology annotation, biological process: intracellular signal transduction. The record is from RefSeq and is a predicted model, not a curated record. NCBI's taxonomy places the organism in Eukaryota, Metazoa, Chordata, Actinopteri, Syngnathiformes, Syngnathidae. Gene Ontology annotation, molecular function: guanyl-nucleotide exchange factor activity. The coding region runs from base 2304 to 6290 and encodes 1328 amino acids. The transcript is spliced from 26 exons.